UUCUCCGUAGAUAGUGUUGUUAUUUUCUGCCUCUUAGUUGGCUAUCAAGAAACUCAAUUGCAUUCAAGUGGAAACGACCUUCAACUUCCCGAAGCCAACUUCUACCCAAUGAUGAAGAGUACAAUAACACCUCACCUUGGGAUAAAACGCUGUAAAAUUAAAGCCCUCCGUGCGAAAACCAACACAUAUAUAAAAACACCUGUUCGUGGAGAAGAACCUGUUUUUGUAGUGACCGGUCGUAAGGAGGACGUUGCUAAAGCUAAGCGUGAAAUACUCUCGGCGGCAGAGCAUUUUAGUUUAAUACGUGCCACAAGAAAACCAUUUUUUGAUGCCAAUAUGAGUGGAACAUUUCACGGAAACAAUUGUGGAGCCAACAAUAUUGGCAAAAUACAUUCGUUCCCACCUUCUCUGCCCGGACAAGUUACUAUACAAGUUCGUGUGCCAUAUCGAGUGGUUGGAUUGGUUGUUGGACCCAAAGGCGCAACUAUAAAACACAUUCAGCAUCAAACACAUACCUAUAUUGUUACACCGUCGCGUGAGAAGGAACCUAUAUUUGAAGUAUCUGGUUUACCUGAUAACGUUCAGUCAGCCCGGAAACAAAUUGAAGCUCAUAUAGCACUUCGAACUGGUAAUUUGCCUCCUAAUAGUGGUAGCAAUAAUAGUUCAGUUCUUUUAUCUGAUUCCUCAAAUGACACAUUAACAGCUCAUAGCUUCAAUGUUUUAAGCCAGAUUCUAAAUGACCCCUCAACAGAUUCGGAUAUUCUAGUGUCUUUGUAUAAAACUGAUAGCGGCCGAACAAGUUUUGAGUGUGGAGAUGGCAGCUUGAAAAUAGCGAACAAAGCGAUGGACAUACAAGAUUUGGAGCUCCUGGGUAAUAUUGAUAAAUUGAAUUUCAAUACUGAGUUUAGGAAAAGUAGUUCUGUUAAAAUGAAACCUCACAGCCUUCCAAAUUUAGACAACAUUUUAUUGCAAAAUUUAGACUCGACACGUCAAUUCUCAGAUUAUGUAAGUGGUUUAAUAAACAAUUGCAAUUUGAAGGAAGCCAGUAGCCCUGCGUCGGACUUGCUUACUGAUUUAGAACUGCAAUCUCAUAAUACUCGACUACAACAUCAACAGAACUUAUACCCACCAUCGAAAUCCAUAAUAAACAAUCAGUUGCUACCAUCACCCUCACUAUCUCCCUUGCAAGCUAAUCAGACGAGUUUUGUUGACAAUGUUGGCCCUUAUAUGCAAACAAUAAGCUUUUCGAACAAUUUGACACCUGUAUACAACGCUCAAAGUACUGCAUGUGCAAGUAUCACAAGUGCAGUUGUUCCGUCAAAUAUAAAGAAUGGUAACCCCACUACGCACAACAGUAAUGCCUGUAGUGGAAUGGCACGAUCUUGUUCUUCGGCUUCCUCAACUACGUCCUCAAAAAGUGCUAAUAACAGUGGCUGUGGCAGUCGACCAGAACUUAUUAAUAUCUGGAAAAAUUUGGGUGAUUCCCUUGAUAUGGAUGAAGGGAUUGGAGAUUCACCAAGUAUUUGGAAUUUGCCCGCAUCAUUAACGACGUUAACAGGAUCUCAUUGUUCACCAUCGACUUCAAUAAGUCCGACUGAUUCACUUUUAGGUGAAAUUUCUGCUCAUACUCAUCAAAAUAGCGGUAAUCAAAAUCGUUUAAAUGAAUUACAACUUGAAACAAACAAUUACAAACAUUUUCUGCAACAUCCAAGUUUCCAAUCUGAGAAUUCCCAGAUUCAACGGCGUGAUUGCUUUUUAUGUAAGAAGAAAGAAAUAACUCCUACUUUAGCUAAAUGUGGUCAUAAUAUGUUCUGUAUGGACUGUGCUAAUCGCAUUUGUGAGUUAGGUGACUCUACUUGUCCUGCUUGCAAUUUAAACGCUUAUGCUAUGCGUAUACUAGCAUAAAAAUUUACACACAUUAGAAGUGUAUGUGAGAAAUAACUAAAAUGAUCAUGUUUUUUAUUAAAAUUAUACAUAUUAAUUUCUGACACUGGUCUAAGGAAGAGUUGAAACACGUACAAUUAAUUAGCUGCUGCGCAGAUUUUAAAUUCUUCAAGACUAGGUUAUUAUUUUAUUGUAUAUCUAUUUUAAAUUUGCAACAAGUUAGAUAAUCAGCAACAUUUGGUCUAUUCAAUGUUAUGAAAAUAUAAGUGAUAUAAAAUGAUUCUCUUUACUAUUCACAAGACAGGCGAAAAUAUAAAAAAACUUCAUUUGCAUAAUAGUUUUAUAUAAUUAUGUGCUUACAUGCCUACUAGUAUAUACAAAAAAAUUUCCGACUUGAAAUUAACACCUAGAUAUUAAUACACCAAUGUCUAAAUUAUACAUCUAAGUUAUUUUAUAUAAGGACGUUGUUUUUUCGUUUAAAAGUAAAUGAAAUUAUAUAUCAUGAGAGGAAGAAAUAUAUAUUUCUUUCUAUAUUAUAUUUUUAUAAUUAAUAUUAGGACAUGUAGGUGCCGUUUAAUAGUAUUAUAAUAUUAUAUAUAUAUAUAUGUAUAUGUAUACGAGUGCAUACAUACAUAUAUAUAUAUAUAUUAUGGAAUUUCAAAUAAUAAUAUAUUUGAGACCUCAUUAUAAGUAUUAAGGCUGCCCAUUUCUCCAUUUUCUAUAAGGAUAAAAGAAAAAAAUAUUGUUUAUUCAGAAAUCGUGCAUAAAUCAUAGAUUAUACAAUUUAUUGACGAAUUAUUUUUUGCUACGUAACGGAAAUUAAUGUGGUAAAAUUCACUCAAAACAUUAUAAUCUAUGCUUUUGUUUCUAUUUUUUAACAGAAGCAUUUCAGUAUAAUGUGUCAUUCGUCGGUUAUAAAAACGGAAAAGUGAUUUUUGAGUUAUUCUUAUGGAAAAUUGAAAAGUGCACUGCGAACUGAAACAAAUCUUUUGAGAGCGGUUGUAAUAUUUUUUUAUUUUUAUUAUUCUAUUCCGAAAACAAUGAACGACUAAUAUACGGUUCCAUACAUAAUUUAUACCAUUAUAUAACGACAUCAAAAUUAGGCUUAAUUAUUGUAAGAAAAAUUAUAUUAAUAAACAUGUUGGCAACCAUGCAUUGCCACGCAGUCCUAAAUGUAACUGAACAAACUUUGACUAUGCAUCAUGUUCCAAAAUGCAACGGUCAAUUUAUAGAUUCGCAAACAAAAGCAAACUGGCAAUAGUUAAAAUUUGUGAUGCUUUAUUUUACAAUGGCCGACGUCGAAGCGCAAGUAUUUAUUAUUUUUUAAACAUUAUAUUAGAUAUUUUUUUCAUCUGUAUUAUAUUUGAGCCGAUUCACCGAAAAGCAACAUUUAAUAUUUGCACGAGAAGCGUUCCAAAAUGUCAGAGCUCGCUAAGUAUUUUUGCAAGCAAAAUUAAAUAUUUUUACCUUUUGGAACUCGCCCAGUCCCUAAAUAUCUGAGUGCGCUAACUAGCCAAGACAUGAAAAUAAAUAAGUCAAACAUUAGAGGUA
Ceratitis capitata (Mediterranean fruit fly) is the source of this 3435-nucleotide messenger RNA. RefSeq lists its product as uncharacterized. The record is from RefSeq and is a predicted model, not a curated record. Bases 109 to 1905 code for a protein of 598 amino acids. Gene Ontology annotation, molecular function: RNA binding. NCBI's taxonomy places the organism in Eukaryota, Metazoa, Arthropoda, Insecta, Diptera, Tephritidae. The transcript has 2 exons.